This is a messenger RNA of Lachancea mirantina, 2115 nucleotides long. NCBI's taxonomy places the organism in Eukaryota, Fungi, Ascomycota, Saccharomycetes, Saccharomycetales, Saccharomycetaceae. The record is from the annotation of a GenBank genome assembly.
AUGAAACAGCAGAAAGGAUACAGCCGCAAUGGUAAUAGUGCUUUCAAGGUUUCGAAAACUGUAAAUUUUAGAGGAAAAAUUGGCGAUGAAAGCGAUGAGCAUAGCGACGACGAUAUUGUCGAGCGUAUACAAAAUAAGCACCGAUUGAAAGAAUGUUCAAGAAGCCUUUUGAAAUUGAGACAAACUCUCCCGGUUUAUAAAAGCAGGGAAGCGAUAUUGGGUCAUAUCAAUAAGAAUUCUGUCACAAUUUUGAUCGGUGAGACGGGUUCGGGGAAAUCGACUCAAAUUCCACAAUUUCUAUUAGAUCAACUUGGGAACGGCAAUAAGAAAAAAAUUGCCGUUACUCAGCCCCGUAGAGUCGCGGCUAUCAACUUGGCGUCACGGGUUGCCCAAGAACACGGAUGCCGCUUGGGUGACAGGGUUGGAUAUUCCGUGAGAUUCGAUAAUAAAUCGGGCUCGAGGACUAGACUGAAAUAUCUUACGGAUGGUAUGCUUUUAAGAGAAUUGAUGCUCAACAAGAAGUUGAGUGAAUACUCGCAUGUGAUUAUAGAUGAGGCGCACGAGCGAACCAUUUUGACGGACUUGAUACUUGGGUUUUUGAAAGAGUUGCUCAAUGGUGCUAGACCAGACUUGAAAGUUAUCGUUAUGUCUGCCACUUUACAAGCCGACAAGUUUAGCAAUUUUUUCGGUGGGGCGCCGAUCUUGUUUGUCGAGGGCCGUAAAUUUCCCGUCGAGCGAAACUGCUUGAAGGAGCCCUGCGACGACAUUGUCGACGCCGUAGUGCGAUGCUGCGUGCAAAUCAAUCAAUCCGAGCAGACAGGCGAUAUCUUGUGUUUCUUGCCCGGUCAGGAAGAAAUCGACAAAGCGGUUCUGGUGCUGAAAAAGAUUUGUGAACAUUUAGACAAUUCAAUGCCGCGUCUCGUGCCGCUGCCAUUAUACGCAGCUUUACCACCAGCGGAGCAGAACAAGGUUUUUUUACCAAUCAAGGGAUUCAAGCGCAAAGUCGUUCUUUCGACCAAUAUAGCCGAGACCUCCGUUACGAUUCCAGGCGUGAAGUACGUGGUAGAUUCCGGGCUGCGUAAGGUCAAAGUUUGGCGUCAUCAGCUCGGACUCGCGACGCUGCUGACAGUUCCAAUUUCAAAAGCAAGUGCUGCUCAAAGAACCGGUCGUGCUGGCAGAGAAAGCGCCGGCAAGUGUUUCCGAUUGUAUCGCGAACAAGAUUUUUUCAAAUUGCCAGCGCAGACAGAGGCUGAGAUUGCUAGAAGCGACGUCGUGUCACCGGUACUGUUUUUGAAAAAAAUCGGUGUCAAGGACCUCGUAAACUGGUCUUGGCUCGAGAGCCCAGGCAAAGAGGCCAUUUUGCUUGCGUUGCAGGAACUGUACCAAUUAGGGGCCCUGGAUGACAGCGGGACCAUCACUAACAGAGGACAACAGAUGGCGUUACUGCCGUUGGCACCACAUCUCAGUAGCGUGCUGCUUCGCGCACAUGAGACCGGAUGUCUGCUACCGGUAAUAGACAUAGUGUCGUGUCUUACUGUCGAGAACCUGCUCCUGAACCCGCAACCCGAACAACGAGACCAAGUGAACGAACGUCGGUUUUCCGUCGCUACCAAAGGCGCGACCCACGGCGACCUUAUUAUGUUGAAAGAGCUCUACGAUGCGUACGGGUCGUUCAGCGACAGAGGCGAGCAGAAGGACUGGUGCAAAGAGUUGUGUAUUUCCCAGCGUGGAUUCAAGAAUGUUGUCAAGGUAAGGGCCCAGUUGGUGUCGUACAUGGAGCGACUGUUCCUAUUCCGAGCAGGCGAUGCUGCAAACGUCGUGAACGACACAAGCGACACCCUCGACGUUGAGUCGAUUCUCAAGUGUUUUCUCGCUGGUUUCGUUAAGAACACGGCCAUCGGGAUGCCCGACAGAUCAUUCCGAACCGUGACUACGGGCGAGCCCAUCUCGGUGCACCCCUCCUCGAUGCUGUUUAUGGACGGAACAUGUCCUGCGAUCUUGUAUAUCGAGUACGUGUUUACUACGAAGGGCUACGCUCGGAACGUGAGCCGCAUAGAGCUGUCGUGGCUCCAAGAGGUAGCCGGGUUAACCGCGGCAAAGGAGAGUGCUCGCUGA